AAAAACUACAAGUUGCAAAACAGUAGCCAAAUAUAGCAAAGGCUAAAAGUUAAAAGUGACAAAAUGCUAACUACAACUAGCAAAAAGCUGGUUCUAAACUCAAAGUAGUUUUUAAAAAGUAGAAUGCCGAAUCAACGUUCACACUUUAAAAGUCUUGAAAAGUGUUAAGCUUACAUACAUGUGUGCAUAAACAUAUAACACGCUGUAAAAGACAAUACAUCUAUAAUAAAGCAUUUUAAAAACAUUUUCCUUUCCUCUGAUAUAUCGCAUGAGAGCAGAGUGCGCACAUUUCCAACUGCACCUGAAGGCAUCGUCGGUUCAGGUCUGGCUGAUACGAACUCAACCCGAGGGACCACUCGGAGUUCGACCACGAAAACACGCUCUCACAUUCCCAGAAGCACUCCGACAAGUUCGUGUUGUAGGCUGGUGAAUAAACCACAAGCUGCUGGCGGGAUGAUGUGCUGCUGAUCAGUGAUGAGAGCGUUUCAGCUGUUGCAGAGGUCACAAAGAUGUCUCCAGAAGAACUGAUCUGUGGAUGACAGGAGAGAAAAACAACAACAACAACAUUGUUUGAGACAACACACCGUAUCCUCACCCAGAGCCAAAGAGAAACCUGUUCCAGUUCACAUAAGAGCCCACUUUCACUCCCAGUCAGCUGUUGCAAUGGCGAUGCAAGAAGCACUGUGGGUGUGCGUGGCUCUGAUGUGGGUCAGGAGCUGCACGUCCCACAGCCUGUUCACCUGUGAGCCUAUCAAGGUGCAUCGCUGCAUAGGGAUGCCCUACAACAUGACUUUCUUUCCCAACAUGAUGGAGCACUACGAUCAGGAUAUCGCAGCAAGUAAAAUGGAUCCCUUUAUGCCCCUGGUAAACCUGCUCUGCUCUCCGGACGUCCACCACUUCCUGUGCCAAGCCUUUAUUCCAGCAUGUACUGAGGAGAACAGAGUGAUCCGCCCCUGCAGGGAAAAAUGCGAGGUGGUUCUGUCUGACUGCAAGGGGGAUAUUCGCACUUUUGGUGUCACCUGGCCUCCCGAGUUACAAUGUGACAAAUUGGACCCAUGUGAGUUGCAUGGUUCUGCGCUUCCUUCAACCACCCCGUUGACCCACUCGGCACCUAAAAGGGACCUUGGUUUCUGGUGCCCUCUUCAGUUAAAGACCAAUCCAGGUCAUGGCUCAUUGUUCCUGGGUGCCCAGGACUGCGCUCCCCCCUGUUCCAACAUGUACUUCAAACCCCACGACAUUGAAUUUGCCAAGAGCUUCAUCGGGGUGUGUUCCAUCAUUUGCCUGGGUGCCACACUCUUCACGUUCCUCACUUUCCUCAUUGACGUGAAGCGCUUCAGAUACCCAGAGCGUCCCAUAAUCUUCUACGCCGUCUGCUACAGCUUUGUCUCGCUCAUAUACUUUAUCGGUUUCUUGCUGGGGAACCGUGCCGCCUGCACCAGAGCAUCUCACCCUGCAGGUGUGGACACCGUGGUGCUGGGCUCUCACAGCAAAGGCUGCACUCUGCUCUUUAUGCUCCUCUACUUCUUCUCUAUGGCGGGGAUCGUCUGGUGGGUCAUACUCACCAUCACCUGGUUUCUGGCAGCUGGACCCAAGUGGAGCUGUGAGGCCAUUGAGAAGAAGGCGGUGUGGUUCCACACUGCUGCCUGGGGAAUUCCCGGAGCGUUAACGGUUAUGCUGCUGGCCUUGAACAAGGUUGAAGGGGACAACAUCAGUGGUGUUUGCUUUGUGGGGCUCUACGACCUGGACGCGCUGCGGUACUUCGUCAUGGCCCCGCUGUGUGGGGGCGUUAUUGUCGGCCUCUUCCUCAUCUUGGCCGGCAUCGUUUCUCUCAACCACGUCCGRCAGGUGAUCCAGCACGACGAGCGCAACCAAGAGAAGCUGAAGAAGUUCAUGAUCCGCAUCGGCGUUUUCAGCUGCCUCUACUUGGUCCCGCUGGUCACCCUGUUGGCCUGCUACACGUAUGAACAAAGUCACCGCAGCACAUGGGAGAAUACGUGGAUCCAUGACCGCUGUCAGGAGUACAGUAUCCCCUGCUCUUACAAGGCUGUUGAGCUCCAGCGUCCUGACCUCUCACUGUUUCUUGUAAAAUACUUGAUGACUCUGGUGGUUGGAAUAUCUGCAGUGUUCUGGGUCAGCAGCAAAAAGACSUGUUCUGAGUGGGCCUACUUCUUCAACAGAACCCACAAGAAAGAUCCCAUCAGCGAGAGCCGCCGGGUGCUGCAGGAGUCCUGUGAGUUYUUCCUGAAGCACAACAGCCGAGUCCAGCACAAGAAGAAGCACUACAAGUCCAGCUCCCACAAGCUCAAAGUCAUCUCUAAGUCUAUGGGCACGAGCACCGGCAUUGUUCCAACUGGUGUGGGCAUCAUCACCAGUCAGGGCGUGUCUGCUGUGGGCAACACCCAAGGCUCGCUGUCUGACRCCCUGGCUAGAGAGCAGCUGGACCGAGGCACCUCCAGCCGAAGCUCCAGGAGAGGGGAGAAAGAACGGGAGAGGGAGGGGGGAGAGAGACGCAGCAAAGGAGGGAGCUCCAGCAAAGUCAGCAGCCAAUCAGAAAGCAUCAACCGAGUUCCAGAUGGGAGAUUGACUCCGAUGAGCGAGCUGUCGGAAGUCCGACAAGUUACSGUCGGACCCCAGCAGCAUCCAGCUUUAAACCUCUCACACACCUGCAUCAUCCAGGACACUGCCCACCACACGGUCCACCAGGUGUCUGAGGAGAGCAAGGACCCAAAGGAUAUCUGACCUCUGCAACCUUCCUGCUUCCUCCAUUCAUUCAUUCAUUCAUCCAUUCAUCCAUCCAUCUGUAGGAAUGAGUUAAUUAACGCUAAAAUUAAUCAUAACUCUUUAUGAUUAAUUCGUUUAAUUAUGAACGGAGCACCACCGGGUUUGAUUCUGGUUAACGCUAGCAAAACCUUUUUAUAUUUUAGAACUCAGUCUUAAAACAGUGAAGGAAUGAGAUUCUUGCAGUUUUCCGAUGCAGAACACGAUAAAACACGCAGGCAAAAAGCAAUCRCAUUUGGAGUACAUCCGUGUAUUAUUAAAAUGAGGUUCAGAGGAAAAUACAGGCAAAAGCACAAAUUGAGACCRUAUUAUUUUCACAGAUUGAUAUGUGACGUCGGCUUACWCAAGAUGGCUCCUACUURUGGACGAUUCUCCUGUACAUUCUAAUGAACCACUAACACGCUAAAAUCACCUUUCUGUGCUAGCAAAAUAAAUGGAAACUUCCUAAAAUUAA
Molecule: messenger RNA, 3232 nt
Organism: Austrofundulus limnaeus
Lineage: Eukaryota; Metazoa; Chordata; Actinopteri; Cyprinodontiformes; Rivulidae
Gene: fzd6
Product: frizzled class receptor 6
Exons: 8
Coding region: 664-2739 (691 amino acids)
Biological process (GO): canonical Wnt signaling pathway; non-canonical Wnt signaling pathway
Cellular component (GO): plasma membrane
Molecular function (GO): Wnt-protein binding; Wnt receptor activity
Source: RefSeq, a predicted model, not a curated record